AGUAGACCAGUACUGCAUACCUGCACAGAGGGCACUGGAGCAACGUUCUGCUGAACUUCUCUCUGCCUGCGUCGCUGUAUCUGUGGUUCAGGAAGUUACUGUUUGUAGAGCAGACAUGUCAGUCACACUGUUUAUUACCAACGUGAGCAGUUCCGUGAAGAUCAAGAAGGAACAGGAAAGAAUCAUUAAUGUCCUGGAAUCAAAGAAGAUCCCUUUCAAAUGUGUGGACAUAUCCCAGAAUAACGCUGACAAGGAUAGAAUGAGAGAGAUCGCAGGGAACCCGACUGCACUGCCACCUCAGAUAAGCAACGACAAGCACUACUGUGGAGAUUUCAAUGCCUUUGAGGAGGCAGUUGAAGACAACAACCUUAUGAAAUUCCUCAAACUAUAAAAGGACCAACGGCCAACCAGCCCAUCUCUAUGACUCCCGCUAAUAUUCAAACAUACAACUACAAUGAUCUACAAACCAACACGUUCAUGUUUCAGUAUAGAUUUGAUUAAAAUGAUGAUGACAACUGCUUUAUGUAUGUCUUUGAGUAGUAAUGGUCAGUGCUAAAAAUAUAUAUUAUUCUGGUUUAUGAUCAUGUUUGUACAACAUUUCUAUUAGGCAAAUGGGAAUUUUUAGGGUUGCUCAUAAGUACAAUAUGUAGAGUAAAAUAAAAAUGCUAUUGUUUGAAACAA
Molecule: messenger RNA, 681 nt
Organism: Betta splendens (Siamese fighting fish)
Lineage: Eukaryota; Metazoa; Chordata; Actinopteri; Anabantiformes; Osphronemidae
Exons: 3
Coding region: 116-391 (91 amino acids)
Cellular component (GO): cytoplasm
Source: RefSeq, a predicted model, not a curated record